AUGAGAAGGCGUGGUCUUUUGGAUCCUGGUAAACGACCAGAAUUCGGAAUAUGCACCAGCACAGCCACUGUCUACCACGCAGUUGUUAUUAUAUUUUUAGAAUUUUUUGCAUUUGGGCUGUUGACCACCCCAAUGAUAUCCAUAUUGGAUGAAGCGUUUCCUAAACAUACAUUUUUAAUGAAUGGUUUGGUUCAGGGCGUUAAAGGUUUCCUAUCCUUUCUCAGUGCUCCCCUUAUUGGAUCGAUGUCUGAUACCUUCGGAAGAAAGCCCUUCCUGAUUCUCACAGUUACAUUUACGUGCUCUCCUAUUCCAUUAAUUAAAUUGAGCCAUUGGUGGUAUUUCACCAUGAUCAGCAUCUCAGGAAUUUUCUCUGUAACCUUCUCAGUUGUUCUAGCAUAUGUUGCUGAUAUAACCUCUGAAGAAGAAAGAAGUUGGGCAUACGGUUUGGUUCAAAAAUAA
Protopolystoma xenopodis is the source of this 459-nucleotide messenger RNA. NCBI's taxonomy places the organism in Eukaryota, Metazoa, Platyhelminthes, Monogenea, Polystomatidea, Polystomatidae. The record is from the annotation of a GenBank genome assembly.